This is a messenger RNA of Dermacentor silvarum, 1029 nucleotides long. RefSeq names its product nascent polypeptide-associated complex subunit alpha, muscle-specific form-like. Bases 1 to 1029 code for a protein of 342 amino acids. The transcript has a single exon. The record is from RefSeq and is a predicted model, not a curated record. NCBI's taxonomy places the organism in Eukaryota, Metazoa, Arthropoda, Arachnida, Ixodida, Ixodidae.
AUGACCACCGCUUUCGCUAGUAUCCCGCUUCCGAUAAAGCCAUCUGGUGGCCGCCCGCUCCCUUAUACCUGUGCUGCCCCUACAUUCCCGAGCAUCAGUUGCGGCUCGUCGUCGUCGAAGAUCGCAACUGAGAACCAAUGGUUUCGCAGCAGCGGCGGCGGGUCCAGACCUCAGCCGCCACCGCAUCGGUCACAGGCCUCUCGUUUGAACAGCUCCUCGUCGGCGUCCUCCGCCAUCCAUGGUGGGCCCGGCGGCGAGGCUUACAAGACAGCCGAUGAAGGUGCAGACGAGAUGACCCGCCAGCCCGUCUACGAGACGAUGUUAGACACACGUGUCAAGCAGCGAGAACCCGACCAGGGGCCGGACCGACCGGCCCAGAGUCCCGCAAUCACCCUCCUCGGGCCGCAGCAGCAGCCGCGUGCAGGUCCAUCCCACCCGGUGCCGCCAUCGCCCUCGCCCCCGGGAGUGUCAACCACACCAGGCCACAAGGGAGGCACCACAAGACAGCCCCCACCGCAGGACGCCCGCCGCCCCAAGCGAUCACCGCACCAGGGGAGCAGCCGCAGCGCCCCGGUAUCCUCCAGUACCCAGCAGCAACCAGUCUCAACACCCCAUGGUUCCAGCAGCAGUGGCGGUGGCAAUCCCUCAGCACCGACUCCCGCCACCAGAGAUCACGACCCGGUGUUCAGGCAAGCGUCAGCGGCCAUUGACCAGAGACAUCCACCACCAUGGUCGCCCACCUCCGGGAACGCCCCCGCCGGGGCCGUCGCCGUCAAGCGCAGCAUCCACGCAGGUGUCAAGGCGCUCCCCCUAGGGUCAGCGCGGCGCCCAAGGCACAGCGGCCACCGCAACGAAGCGCCGCCCCAGAAAGGCUCCGACCAUGCCCUCAAGCCACCCAGAGCACCACCACUCGCGGACAGCCUCCCAAGCUAUCCCUGUGACAGUUCCCGAAAGCCUGAGGAGAAGAGGGGAAGACCGGCAGCACGACCCAAAAAAUCAACGGAGCACCCUCCAAGGGAAUCUCCCUAA